Messenger RNA from Ornithodoros turicata, 852 nucleotides. RefSeq names its product putative nuclease HARBI1. The transcript has 4 exons. Bases 1 to 852 code for a protein of 283 amino acids. Lineage: Eukaryota; Metazoa; Arthropoda; Arachnida; Ixodida; Argasidae. The record is from RefSeq and is a predicted model, not a curated record.
AUGCAAUACGCGUUGCCGGGAGUUCUCCUGGAGCACGACGCUGAACGGACAUUCCGGGAGCGCGCGGAUGCUUUCGAGGAAAGUGACCAAGUUUUCCUCAACAAAUAUAGGUUGACGAAGGAACUCGUCCGCUGGCUCUGCCACCAGCUUAGGCCCGCGUUGCAACCUAGAAGGGCGACAAGGAGGACGUUGACAGUUGCGGAGCAGAUACUGAUUGCCCUUCGCUUUUAUGCAACGGGCAGCUUUCAGGGGAUGGUUGCUACUGACCGCGAUCUGUCCGUCUCCCAGAGCACAGUCAGCAGGGUGCUGUUUAGAGUGACGAAUGCCAUCGUGCUUCGCCUUGCACCUCUGUGGAUUAAAUUCCCCCUAAGCUCUGCAGAGGUGCACGCGGCAAUGGCUGGUUUCCAGAGGAAGUGGAAGUUGCCCGGCGUAAUUGGCUGCAUUGACGGCACACUCGUCUGCGUCACUGCUCCCUCCGAAAGCAGUGGACAAUAUCAGAAGAGCGCGUUCUUCUGCAGAAAGCAGUACUUUGCACUGAACGCGAUGGUCGUGUGUGAUUCGUCGAUGACAAUCACAUCUCUAGACUGCUCCUUCUCCGGGGGGACGCACGAUACCUACGUUUGGCGGCACAGCGAGCUGCGAGAGGAGCUCCGCAGCACCCAUUCAUCUAACGUGCGCAAGUAUCUGUUGGGUGACAGUGGUUAUCCCUUGGAGCCCUGGCUCUUGACUCCUUUGCCAGGCGAACAGGAGCCGUCGACACCCGAAGCGCGGUACGGCAGUCGACACCGACGUGCACGCAGCACAGUGGAAAGGUGCAUCGGCCUCCUUAAGGCUAGGUUCCGGUGUCUGUAG